Molecule: messenger RNA, 1534 nt
Organism: Emiliania huxleyi CCMP1516
Lineage: Eukaryota; Haptophyta; Isochrysidales; Noelaerhabdaceae
Exons: 6
Biological process (GO): lactose catabolic process
Cellular component (GO): beta-galactosidase complex
Molecular function (GO): beta-galactosidase activity
Source: RefSeq, a predicted model, not a curated record
GUAUACGAACGCGACCGACCUCGGCUGGGCGAGCGGCAAGCGCGUGCUGGUUGUGGGGUGGGGUAACAGCGGCUCGGAGAUCGCGCUCGACUUGGUCGAGCACGGCGCGAGGCCCACCCUGCUCGCGCGCAGCCCGCAGGUGGUCGUGCCGCGAGACCACCUGCAGGCGGGCUACGGCGAGGCGCACGAGCUGAUGGCGGCGUGGGCGAGGAGGGAGGAGCCGUCGCGGCUGCUGCAGUACGAGAGCUGCGGCGGCCUCGCGCCCACGGACAUCCUCUGCCCGAUGUACCCCACCGUGGAGCAGUACCGCCGUAUGGACACCCUGCCCGGCCAGCUCGGCUCCUCGUCGGUCAACGGGAACGGCUCGCCCACGCGCACGUGGCCCGCGCGCGCCGACGGGCCGCUCAUCCCUUGCGAGUUUGCGCACGCGAUGGGCAACUCGACGGGCAACUUCGCCGAGUGGUGGGAGGAGUUCCGCCGCGCGUCGCACGGGCAGGGCGGCUUCGUGUGGGACUGGAUCGACCAGGGGCUUGCGCGCGUCGACGCGGCGACCGCGGAGCACCGCGGGGACGGCGUCGACCGGCGUAACGCCCACCACGAGCGAUCGGCCCGCGAGAGGAGCGAGCGCGAGGCGGGAAUGAGGGCGUUCGAGCCGCCGCCGGACGAGGAGGGGGCGGUGGAGCACCUGAGCGCGUCCGUCGUGCUCGCGGCGGUGGAGGAGAGCGGGCCCAACUACCUGCUGCCGAAGGCGCCGGAGCCGGUCAAGUCGCGCCGGAAGCGGCUCAUGGUGGACGAGGCAGCAAGGCAGGCGGGUCAGGCGAUCCUCGAGACGGGCACGCGAGUCGAGAUCUUCGCGGAGGAUUCGGGGGAGGAGAGGUGGUGGCCGGGGACCAUCAUGGAGCGGACGGAGGACACCGACGGCCGGCUCGUGCACCGCGUCCAGUACACCAACUUCGAGGGCGACCGGUACUGGCACGUGCUCGACGACGAGCAGUGGCGCAGGGUGGCGGACACGGGGCCAGAGCUAGAGCACGCCCGCGCUGGCGCUGGCGACGCGGCACUCCGCGACGGCGCGAGCUUGGCGGCCUCCAGACCAACAAGGUGGGACAACGCCCGGGGGGAGACGGCCGGCGGGGCGAGCGAGACGACCGGCGGGGCGGGCUCCGCCGAGACGACCGGCCAGGCGGGCUCCGCCCCUGACCUCAACUGGCCGGGGCGGAGGAGGGUGCGGCGCAGCGCCGCCAUGGAGCUGCUUCGCACGCGGGACGAGGCCGAGCAGCGCGAGGCCAGGCGGCCCGACGUCGCGCCGAUGCUGACGCCACACAGCGCCACGCUGUCGCGUCAUCUCGUGUGGGUGCGUCGCCUGCUGAGGGAGUACCUCGCAGAGCUGGCGGAGGACGGCCUGUCGGUGCCGAUGCAGCGCACUUCCCGCGGCCUUCACCCGACCAUGCGGUGGACGGUCGAGUUCGGCAAGUGGCUGGCCACGUAUUUCACAGCAAGCUCAUUCACAAUCUGCUCUGCGAUGGCCGUGUGA